Molecule: messenger RNA, 1152 nt
Organism: Cyclocybe aegerita
Lineage: Eukaryota; Fungi; Basidiomycota; Agaricomycetes; Agaricales; Hemipholiotaceae
Source: the annotation of a GenBank genome assembly
AUGCAGCUCACCUCCAACAUCGUCGUUCUCGCUUCUGCUCUCGCCUACAGCACCUCGAGCGUCCUUGCUCUCCCCGUCGUUUCGAACUCCAUCGCUGCCCGCGAUGUUGAAUACGACGUUGAGGCCAGGGAGGUUGACACUGAGGUGCAGGAGCUUUCGGCCCGUGAGCUUUACGAUUCGUUCCUGGAGACCCGUGGAUACUACGAGGAAGGCCUGGAGGCUCGUGAACUCGAGGACAUCGAGCUGGCUGCUCGGGAAUUCGUCUACUCAGCGCUCGAAGAGCGUGCUGUCUCUGCGCCCACCACACCGACGACACCUACGACUCCCACCGAGUCGAAGACUGAGACCAAGUCCACCACUGCCACCAAAGACUCGAAGACCACCUCGACAAAGCACAAGCUCACCAAGGCCGAGCACAAGGCUGCCCUCGCUGACCCCGCCCACCCUCACCACUCUCUCGCCAAGGCCAAGGAGGCGAAGAAAGCUGAGCACAAGGCCGCUCUCGCUGACCCAAAGCACCCCAAGCACGCUCUCGCCAAAGCUAAGGCGUCGAAGAAAGCCGCCCACAAAGCUGCUCUCGCUGACCCUAAGCACCCUCACCACGCGAAGGCGAAGGCAAAGGCUGCGAAGAAGGCUGCUCACAAAUCCGCCCUCGCCGACCCCAAGCACCCGAAGCACGCUCUUGCUAAGGCUCGGGCUGCGAAGAAGGCCGCUCACAAGUCUGCUCUAGCCGACCCCAGCCACCCCCACCACGCUAAGGCCAAGGCUCUCGAGGCGAAGAAGGCAGCGCACCGUACCGCGCUCGCUGACCCCAGGCACCCCAAGCACGCCGCCGCGAAGGCGAAGGAGGCGAAAAAGGCCGAGCACAAGGCCGCUCUUGCUGACCCGAACCACCCCAAGCACGCUGCUGCCACCAAGAAGCAGGGGUUCGUGAACGCGCUCAAUGACCCCUCUCACCCCAAGCAUGCAGAGGCUAAGGCCAAGCACGCUGCGUACACGGCGUCGAAGAAGGGAACCUCCUCAGCUACUUCGACAACCUCCUCAGCCACUGAUAAGCCCGCUGCCGGGGCUAAGGCCGCCACCACUGCCGCGGAGAAGACUACUACGAAGCAGACGAAGGCUCGCCGCUCUUACCGCCGCAACUACUUCUAA